Molecule: messenger RNA, 14241 nt
Organism: Alligator mississippiensis (American alligator)
Lineage: Eukaryota; Metazoa; Chordata; Crocodylia; Alligatoridae
Product: GTPase IMAP family member 9
Exons: 5
Coding region: 10091-11518 (475 amino acids)
Molecular function (GO): GTP binding
Source: RefSeq, a predicted model, not a curated record
AACACUUUGCCAGAGUCGUCUGAACCCAGCACUCUUUCCUGCCAGGGCAGGGGGUCGGACUUGAUGAUCUGCUCAGGUCCCUUCUGACCCUACCUACUACAAAACUAUCUCCCCAUAUCAAAAUAUCAUCCACAUAGGAAACCACCCUUUCCUGAUUGAACCUGACUAAAUUCUGGAGCAUGGACACAACGUGGUGGUGGAUUAUGGCUGGAGCAUUGUGAAACCCUGUGGGACCCAGGUAAAGGUGUACUCUUUUCUUUUAAAUGUAAAUGCAAAUAGGUUCCAUGACUCGGGGUGCAAAGGGAUUGCAAAGAAGCAGUUUGCCAGGAGUAUUACUGAAAACCAUCGAGGACUCUCUGGUACUCUGCUGACCAGGGCAGGCAUGUUAGCCACUAACAGAGCCAUGGGGUGAGUCCCUUUGUUAAUGGCUCCAUAGUCAACUGUCAGCCUCCAUAAUACCCGGUCUGCCUUCAGGAUAGGCCAUAUAGGAAAAUUCAGUUCCAAAUUAGUCUCAAUUAGCACUCUCUGCUGCAGUAGUUCCUCAAUAAUUAACCACAUGGCUUCGUCUGCUUGCUUAGGGAAGCAAUACUGUCUUUGAGGAGGGACUAGAUUGCCUAUGAUUUUAAUGCAGGCAUUGAUCCGGCCACAAUCACUUUUACUUUUAGCACAUAUAUCAGGAAACUGCUGCACCCACUCCUCCCCCAAGUCAAGGUUGAUGGCUCUAACCCUCUUGUACUGUUCCCACCUCCAGUAUGGGUUAGUGUCACAGGGCUCCCAAGGUCAGCUGUCCAUGCUCACCACACAACCCUGCUAGCUAGAUCCAGGAUCCAGCCUUCCCGGUUGAACAAGGGGGCUCCCAGAAUCAGCAGUUCAGUGGCACCCUCUUGCUGAACCCCAUCUACGUUGAUCAUUUGGGGUCCCUCUGGGAAUUGAAUGCAGACUGUUACUCCCUUACACGUGACGCUGGUGGUUUCCUGCCCUGUAAAGGACCGGAGUGUAAUUCAAUUAGUUUAAAAUUGCUUCAGGAAGGUCCCAUUUCUUCCCAAAUACAUUUAGCAAAGCUCUAGUGUCCAAGAGUGCACCGGUAUGCCUUUGGGUUCCCACUGUAAUGGGUAUUUGGGUUCUCCCUCUUGGAUCCCAAUUGAAGGUCCCCAAUUUCUCCCAUGAGGCAGGGCUUUCCACAGGGGUCCUGGUACAGGGGCUCUGUCAGUGCUCUUCUGAGACCGGGGCUGAGGCCGCAAUGCUAUUAAAUGGGAAGGCGCCGCUCCCACCGCACUCAGCUCUGCCAUCCCGAUAAACAGCUCGGCUAGAGGCUUUCCGUUUCAUUUCUCAUUGGGUUCUCCAUGCUGCAUUAAAAAUUUCCACGCUGCUGUCCGAACCCUGCUUUCCCCCUCUCUUUCCUUUGCUAUCCUCGGGUUAACCCAGUACAUGCUGGGGCAAUGAUUUGGACCACCAACCUUCCUGUCAGCUUUGGGGUAUGCACUUUCAUUAGAAUAGGUAACCAUAUAAUUUGGUGUGUCAUUGGGCUUUUCUUUGAAAUGUAUGGCUGCAAUUGCCUCCCACCCCUUGAUGUCCAAUUAAAUGCUCUGCGUCCUGAUCCCGGGCUAGGACUUCUCCUAGUGCACAAUCCUGGGUCUCUCAGAGUGGCCCCAUAAGUCCAAUUAUGGACUGGGGCAUGCCCUCCUGUACCUCCUUCCAAAACCCAGGAGGGUAAUCUAUAUUUCUUAUGUCAAGUGUCUGGUUGCUUGCCCUGCCUAGGGGCAGCACCGCCCCGACAGCAGUCCCAACAUGACGCACUGGAUCACAUAGUCCCUAACAGGUUCCCCAGGUGUCUGAGGGCUCGCUCCAAACUGUCCUUUAAAUGUCUUUCUCCAUAGAUUCUUUGACCAAAGGUGGUCAAACUGCAGUGUGUGAAGAGGUGGUGGAGGAGAGUCAGACAAUACCUUCUAGAAGUGAAAUGAUAACUGGUAAAUUGAAGAGAUGGUGCUGCAAGGAUGAGGAGGGCUUGUUUAAACCUAAGCGUAAUAAAUAUUGGGGCUUUUGAUGGGAACCACAAUGGGUAAGAGCCACCAGGGCAAAAUCCCAGUCUGUGUUGCCAAUAUGUCAGCAGAACCUCAGAUUGCACAUCAAGGUACCCUAACUGGGACAUUUGAAACUGGUGUGGCUGUCCUGCCGGAGGAUCCUGGGAUGGAGAGGUCAGUUGCUACAUGAGCACUGAGUGCAGACAAGAACCAACACCUUGGAGAGCCAGGUGAAUACCACUAGUUGUAGCAACGCCUUACAGUAUCAGGCACAAUCACCACAGCCAACAAGAGGUUUACUCACUUUUAUAUAGAGCAUUUUAGGGAUUAGCAUGUAGCUGCAGCAAACAGCUGUGUGGGACCAUGGUGGUGUCCUGUUUAUUGGCGAAACAAUGAUGUAAAAGCUGCAGCUACAAUGGCUCAUCUCUAAUAUGACAUCUUACUGUCAAUUAAAUGGGUUGCAGAUCAUUCCUGCACAAAAAAAAUCCAGGUUCUCCCGAACUUUAGGGACCCAGCCUAGCAGAAGAAAGUGAACUGUAUUUAAUCUAUUGUAGGACAAGGCAUUGAAUGCUUAUUGAAAACAUUUCUUUUUUUUAGGAAAAUGACAAAUUGGAUUUUGGGAAACAGAAAAAUGGUUUUAACAACUCACAUUAAUGCCGGUGAAACCUUGAUGAUUAUGUAAAAUUGCGAAAAUGUUACAGUGUUUCAGUACAGAUUCAAUCAAAACCCAAAUGCAAAAUGGGGGACAUCUGGCUAGAGGCCAGCUGGAUGGAAAAGGACCUGGGAGUCCUGGUGGAUCACGGACUCCACGUGAGUCUGCAGUGUGAUGCAGCUGCACAAAAGGCAAAUGCAGUUUUGGGAUGCAUCAAUAAAAGCAUUAGGUGCAAGACAGGAGCUGAAUAGGUAGAUAGUGCCUCUCUACUGGACACUGCUCAGGCCUCAUCUGGAUACUGUGUGCAGUUCCAGCUCCUUAUUUUAAAAAGGAUGUGGAGAAAUUAGGGUCCAGAUGUGGGCAACAAAGAUGAUCAAGGGGUUGGAAGGCAGGUCACAUGAGGAGAGUCUGAAGGAACUGGGCAGGUUCAGCUUGCGUAAAAUGCACUUCAGAGGGGACAUGAGAGCAGUCUUCCUCUUUAUGGCAGCACUUCAAAUAUUUGGAAAGCACCUCUUCUUCCUUGCUGCAUAGAGGAGGACAUGGACCAAUGUCUUGAAGUUUCAGUGAAGAAGGGUUAGAAUGGAAAUCCAGAAACACAUUUUCACUGUUAGAGCAGGGAAUAAAGGUCCAGGGAAAUUGUUGGCUUUCCAUCACUGGGGGUGUUUAAGAAGAGGUUGAGCAGCUACUGGUUAGGGAUGAUCUAGGUGUAGCAAUGCCUGUGCUCAUUUGUGGGGAUUUACCAGGCUUCUGGGUAUGCUGGUUGCCUUGUUUGGGAAAGAGGAGGAGAGAUGAGGGAAAAGAUCAGGUCAGAGGUAAUCACCAGGUGUGAGCCAUUUCACAAAAUUCAGGAAAGAUGGAAUGGAAAAAACUAGGCGAGAGGUCUUGCUAAGGUCACUUUUAGUACAUUUAGUGGUUAGAUAAGGUGAAUUUUGGAUGAGAUAUAGCUCAUAUAGUGGAUAAAAUUAGGCAUAUGAAUAUUAAUUAGAGGAGCACCUAUUAGGGACACUUUUAUUUCUUUUUACUUUAUCUAAUAUGUUUUGCGAUGGUAGUAAAACACUGGAACAGGGUCCCCAGAGAAGUUGUGGACUCCUCAUCCUUGGAGAUUUUGAAGACCCGGGUAGACGAAGCCUUGGCUAGGAUGAUGUGGUUGGGGCUGGUCCUGCUUUGAUCAGGGGUUUGGUCUAGAUGUGACCUCCGGAGGCCCCUUCCAGCCCUCAUUUUCUGUGAUUCUAUGAUUUUACCCAAGCCACACAGUAUAAAAAUCUGGGGUCAUCUUAUAAUCUUUACUCAUUAGCUUUGAACUAUGGUUUUUGCUGAAUAGCCCGUCUGCAGGUGAACUUCAAUAAAAAGAGUGCAGCCCCUGUGCUCUGACCCUGGUGUCCAUAUCAGAUAAGGACACUCAGAUUCUCUUUUGCAUCACCUUACAAGUCUUUCUCAUGCAUAUCUAUGUGCACUUGCAUCAGUUGGUGACUUUGUCAUUGUUUUAAUCUCCUUGUGCAGGAUGUGGUAGAACUGGUGGAGCCUCUUCCUCCCGCAGCGGUGUGUGCUUUCUGUUCAGAUCACUUCCCAGAAGUGACGGUCUCUCUUGUUGUCCUGGAGGUUUGGUUCAGGGGUUGGUGUCAAGAGCUGCUGCCUUGUUUGCCCUGGGCCUGAUCCCUCCCUCCAAGGGCAGGUCAUUUCCCUGGGGCUUGAGGUUUCUGCCAGGUCAGUGUCUGGGCAUCUUAGGAAUGAGGCAUGAAGAAGGACUCGCAGUAGAAGAGCUUUAUUAAAGCAGAGACUGCAUCCAGGAGUAUUUUCUCUUUCUUUUGAAUUUUCCCCACACUUUUCCCUCUUCCUUUGUUUUUAACAUGUCUCUCACUCCCUUUGUAUUUAGUUCUGUCCCUAUUUUUUUACUGAACUUCUGGCAUUAAAAUCUGCUGCUUCUUUUACAUGGGUAGAGAGCGGGGCUGGAUCUGAGGAAAUCAGGGGCCAUUUGACCCCCACCUGGCCCUACUAACUUUGACUCCAAAGUGGCAAGCCAAUUUUCUGUGCAAUCGGAGGUCUCAUUUCUAUGCCAAGACACUGUUUAGUUUCAGCUUUCAUCCCGACUGUUCUGUUAUUGGGGAAAACCACCCAUGGUUCAAGAACAAGGAAACUCUAUGGGCCUCACCAAUGUGAGUCCAGUGUGGACAGGUUUGGUACACAUUACAAACAAUGAUAUGUACAGGAAAAAGUGGGUGUGCACAGAAUCACAGAACAAGUGGGUUUUCAAGGACCUCAGGAGAUCACAUCUGAUCCAACCCCCUGUUCAAGGCGGGAUCAUCCCCAUCCAAACCGUCCCAGAAAAAUGUUUGUCCAACCUGCUCUUAAACGCCUCAAAGGAUGGGGAUUUGAUCACUUCUCUGUCUGCAAGCCUCAUAGUGAAGAAAUGCUUCUUAAUGUCUCAACUAAAUUUCCCUUGUUGCCAUUUAAAACCCUUGUUCCCUAUGCUGGCCGCUGUAGCCAGAGACUAGUCUAUGGCCAUCAUCUUUAAAAAUGCUCUUCAGUAUUUGCAGACUGUGAUCAUAUCCCUCCUCAGUCUUCUCUUGUUCAGACGUAAUAAUCUUCCAAACUUCUUCCAAACUUUCCUUGCAUAUCAAGUUUUGCAGGCCUCUAAUUGUGUUUGUCACUCUCUGCUGGAUUUUAAUUUGUCCCUAUAUUUGUGGGGCCUAAACUUGGACACCGGACUCCAGGUGAGGCCUCACCAGUGCUGAACAGAGUGGAAGAAUCACAUCUCUUGAUCUGCAAGUGACUCUCAGGUUGUGCCCUUGGGCUUAUAGAUACCUAUCAACAUAGAUACACCCUAAGGAUGUAUUAGCCAUUAUAUAUAGCAUUGUUUCUUUAAAUCAGGCAUGUCAAACUCAUCCAUCCCUGUAGGCCACAUGAGUGGCAUGGGGCUGGUUUGCAGGCAGGAUCAUGCCCAGGGACUUCCUCCACAUGCUGGAUUUGACCUACAGGUCAUAUGUUUGAAACCCCAGCUUUAAAUUGUUGCUACACUGUCUGCUGUAGGAGCUCUGGGUAUGCUAAGCCAUAGUCAUGCUAAACCACAGUGAAACUGAGGCAUGGCCAAGGGGUGUGGGAAUAGCAGACUUCACUAACUGCUGAAUGACCUGAUGAAAAGAAAGUGAGUAAAAAUGGUGGCUGAAGGAAAGUAGGGGAAGAAAACCCCCAUGUCUGAGCAACUUGAGAAGUAAGACCUUGCAGGUGAAGAAGAGAUAACAGGAGGUGAGCUGGACCCAGCAGGGAAGGAGCUGGAGAGGCCUGAGCUUGGCAAGGGAUGAGCUACAGCUGCCUGCACGGGCCAAGGAGAUAAGCCAAAAAGGCACAUCUUGAGAGAGGGAGAUGAGAACUGGAGCUGUCAGCUAUAAAUACAGAUGCUGCCAGACCCACCCUCUCACAGCACCAGCAGGAAGUGUGGGCUGCACGUUAUGUGUUGCUAACCAUUCGUUCUGGGCAAUUUGCCUGAGCUGGGCUGGUGGCUACGCAGCCCCGCUUGUGUCAUGUGUGAAGAGAUGACAAGCCUGUGUGAGAGUUCACCACCAAACGCAAAUUGGAGUUGCUCUUUCUGCAUCGCACCUGAGGUCCAGGAGGCUGGUUGCAAGCAGCAGGCUCUGGGAACACACUGACCCCCGCCGGCAGCUUGGACACCGUCGUGUGUACAAGCACCCCAAGACAACAGCAGGCACAGGCCAGCCGGGAACACUCCCUGCUACAUGGCAUCUCAGAAUGACAUGUACCUUUUAGGUGUGUUGUCUUUCAGUUUUGAUUCCUGUUUAGAACAAUAAAGUUGCUGGGCAGGAAGCUGGGGGGAGGAAGGGGUGAGGAAGAGGGGGCAGGGCGCUUUUCCCUCUUCUGGUCUAGUCUAAUCUCCCCACCACGGUGGAGCCACAGAUGUAACGGGAUGGUGUGAGUGAAACAUCAAGAUGCCACCGCAGCAGCUGCCGCUGCCCCUGUCCUAACAAGCAUCACUGCUGAUGCUCCAGCCUCGGACCCCCCUCAGUUGGGUGACGAUCCUCUCCUGGGACAUUGCUGCUUGUCAAGACUGAUCUGCCCGCAAGUAACUGCGGUAAGAGAUGGUGUUUUUGCAUGAGAUUUGAUGCUCAUUCUCCUUCCCCUUGGGCACUCUCCCCACCCUCACCCCCACACGCACACAUACACACACAGAGUGAGGACAGGUUUGUCUGUUUUGCCCACGGGAGGUCUGCAUUGGGUCCUGAGUGGCUUUAAGACACUUUUCCAACAGAAUCACCUGGGUGGACUCGUCUCCAUUCUCCUCACCUGCCAGCAAGCCCAGGGGACAGCGCUGGUGUUGGAGGGACACACAGGGAUGGAAACACAAUUCUGAUCUCCGAGCUGGGUUAUCAGCACAGAGGAGGUGAAAUGGCCUGUGUGUGCAUGUGUGUGUGUGUGCAUGCAUGUCUGCUUGUAUAUGUGUCUGUCUGCUUGUGCGCGAGUGCGUGUGAGAGUUUGUACAUGUGUAAAAGUUUUUUACAGGGCAAUUUAAACUACUCCAUUGACUUGAAGUUCCCUCUGCAAGUACUUCCUUACAAGUCAUUUGAAAUUGCUAAAAGCAGGCAACGAUAUCUUGGAUUUGAAGAUAGAUGGAAAAAAUAGCAACUCUCCUGUUUCCCUUUUUUCUCUUCCUAUUGGCUCUCCCCUGUAAGUGAAAGCUGAAUGAAACAGUCUCUCUCACUGCGAAUUCCUCUCCUGGCCAAACGCUGCACUUUUCUCUUUCUCCUUGGUGGACUCUAAAAAAAACCCUUUGCACUCAGCUUUUGGCAGCCUUUGGUCCAUGGAGGCUGGGAGCUUCAGAGCUGUCUGGGUGGCACAGCAAGAGCUGGGUCUCCACUCACGCAGCAGCCAGGCCCUGAGAGGAGCAGUGACGGCAGCACUGUGGGGUGAGAACCAGGGAAGCAGUGACUGUGGCGAUGGGGGCACAGGGCAGAUUGGAAACAGCCUGUGCUUAAAGCCAAGUUUUGUAUCUUGAGACUUGUAGUGUGGAGCAGCGUUUUAUUACUUAUGGAAACUUAUAUGCAGUUGUUUAUGGUGAGAGAUAACAGUUUUGCUUCUACCCUUGCAAGGGUCUGGUGGCUGACCUGCUCCUGCUCCUGGUCCUGCUCCACCACCUGCUGACCACAUCCAGGGUCUGGUGGGAUACCACACAGCCAGGUCACUCCGUGUGUCCAAGAGGACUUCCUCUAUCACUCUAGGCUCCAUUAAAAUGUCCCCUGCUGCAAAACAUUGCCGCUUCCCUGCUCGAGAUGAAAAAUCUUAUUUCAAGAGGCACAAAUAUCUCUGCCUUGUAGCUAAGAAAUAAUUUCCUGCAUAGUUAGUUGUCACGUUACAGUUUCUGCUGCUCAAAUGUUGAUCACUGUUCAUGCUUGAGUUUGAAGCUGGGAGCUGGUAUUAGAGGGCUGGUGAGCAGAGGCCAGACUAGGAGCUGUAGCUGUGAGUUGCCCCUACAGACUUCUGUCCCUGCUGUUGGUGGGUUGGGGGCGGGCAGGGCAGGAACAUGAAACUGGAAAGGGGAGAGUUAAUGGGCCGGGGCUGGGUAAUGAUGUGGGAGGUAGAAAGGAAAUGGGUGUGGGGGAAGGGUGGUGAAAUGAAAUCAGCCAGCCACUGAAAGAUAAAAGAAAAAGAAGUGGGGAAAAAAAAAGAAUUUAAAAAUAAAUGAAGAGGAAGGAAAUUAAAGAAGAUCUCAUGUUGGAAUAAACUGAGAUUGGGAUUGAGGUGUGGGGGUGCUGGUUGUGCUUCCUGUGGGGACUGGGAGUGGGAGUAGUGAGGAAAGGUGCAUUUGAGGGAGCUACCACCCCUGCCCUGGGAAGGAAGUCCCAGCUCACCGGGACCUGAUCUGGCCCCAACCUCCCCUAAACCCACCCCCCAGAACCAUCUCUGCCUGGGGACCUGGCUGGCAUGCGCUCGACAGGCUGUUUGCAUGGGGUUGCACCCCUGGGGUGGGAAGGUCCCACCCCAGGGGCAGGAGGGGGAAUUGGUUUGGUGGCAGAAAUCAAACUCUGCUCCAAUGCACAGCUGCUGGCAAAGCCCCGAUGUACAUGACCAGAGUCAGGGGGGGCACCUACUUCAUCUGUGCAGACGUCCGGCUCUCCUGCACUCUCGGUGGGGGCCAGGACGUGGCUCCUGCACCCCUGUAUGGGCACACGGCUCUCCCACUCCAUCAUUAACAGGGAAGUGUUGAUGCUCCUCCUGUGACUUAAACAACCCAGUGGUUCCAGGUUAGAGGGCCUUUUCCCUCCUUUGAUAUUUGGGAUCAGGAAGUAUUUUUAUCCUGUGGUCAGAACAUCAUGGACUGGUGGAGUGAGAGGUUGCUUUCCUCAGUACAGGGAAGCUUGGUCCUCUUCUUGAGCAAAGUAACUAGAAGGGUGGAUGAAGGGAAUACUGUGGAUAUUCCUUAUUUGGACUUCAGCAAGGUUUUUGACAAAGGCUUGCAUGAACUUCUCUUAAAAAAUUGGAGACACAUAGAUUCAUAGAUGUUAGGGUCGGAAGGGACCUCAAUAGAUCAUCAAGUCCGACCCCCUGCAUAAGCAGGAAAGAGUGCUGGGUCUAGAUGACCCCAGCUAGAUGCUCAUCUAACCUCCUCUUGAAGACCCCCAGGGUAGGGGAGAGCACCACCUCCCUUGGGAGCCCGUUCCAGACAUGGGCUAGACAAAGCUGCUAUAAGGUGGAUUGACAACUGGCUCAAUAGCCACAGUCAGAGAGUGAUGAUCAGUGGAUCCCUGCUCGAAUGGUUGGAGGUUUUGCGUGGAAUCCUAAAAGGGUCUGUCCUGUUCCCAGCUUGGUUCAAUGUAUUUAUUACUGAUUGGGAUCACUGACACUAAAAAGAAGGAUCUUGGAGUCUUGGUGGAUCAUAAACUUCAUAUGAAAUUGUCAGGUGAUAGAGCUGCACAAAAGGCAAAUGUGGUUUUGGGCUGCAUCAAUAGGAGCAGUAGGGGUGUCAGACUUAUGCCGUACUUGGGGCUAGGACGGAAUUUUACUCCAUGGUCAGGCUGGUACAGACUGGAAGGGUCUUGCCUUCUCUGUAGUGUGGGACCUAGCCAUCUUCCUUGGACCUCUUACAUGCAUUUUAACACUUGCAGCAGCUGUGCACUAUCAGCCCUCAUCCCCCUACAUGACUUUGGGAGGUUUGGGGGCUCUUGUUGUUGUCUUUGGGCAAGGGGCCUUGUAGUUAUGCAGCGGGUUCAUUCCACAGUUUUGGGAAUAGGUUAGACAAGGACUUGUCUGGGAUAGUUUGGAUAGGGAGAAUCCCCAAUGUACUAAAUAUGUCCUCCAGAGAGCAUGGCCAGCCUGAAGUUUCUCUGAUUCUAUACUGUGCAAACUUUCCAGUAACUUUUUCCCAAUAAGCUCUCCCCAGCCCUGAAUCCCUGUCUCUUUCUUGAACAUCAUGUUUGAGGCAGCCAGAGCUGCAUACAUCUGCAUUUGCAAAGCAGCUUCUUUCCUCAGGGGGGUUUCAUCUCUCUGCAACUCCCUCCCCUUCUGUGGAGUUAUGAAAAGAUUUUCAAGAACGUCCCAUGUCUUUGCUUCUGUUUUCCAGGUGACGGCUGAUUUUAUCAUGGGAGCAAAGUCCAGCUCGCAAAAGAAAACUGAGGAAAAAGCAAACAACAGAAAUAGAGGUUCCUGGAUCAGUUCACCUCACCCUCAUGGAUUGGAUGCACAAACCAGGAUGUCGUCACCGCUUCGGCCCCAAGUCUCUUCAGGCUCUGUCUCUUGGUUUGCAGUUGAACAUGAAGAUCCUGGAUUGGCCUCCUCAGUCACCUGUGGACUCACAGACAACUCCCCUGUUUCACUGGAAGAAUGUUUUCCUUUUCCUCCCAUGGAGGAACUGCCUCCGCUGCUGCUUUCACCAUCAUUAUCUUCAAUCUAUAGGCUUUGCAUGGGGCCUAAUGACGAUGUAACUUCCCCAAUAACUCCAAGCCCAGGCCCUGACAGCCACUGCCCUGGGAAAUCUGAGUUGAGGAUUGUUCUUGUUGGGAAAACUGGAUGUGGGAAAAGUGCAACAGGAAACAGCAUCCUGGGUGAGAAACAUUUCUCAUCUAGCCUCUCAGCCGGGUCUGUAACAAAACAAUGUGCUAAGAAGCAGAGAGACUGGAAUGGCCGGAGCCUCGUGUUAGUUGAUACUCCUGGUUUGUUUGACACAAAAAUUCCUUUACUGGAAACCAUGCAGGAGAUCGGGCGCUGUGUGGUUGUCUCCUCCCCAGGUCCCCAUGCCAUCGUUCUGGUCAUGCAGCUGGGGCGUUUCACUGCAGAAGAGAAGGCAACAGUUGGUCGAAUACAAGACAUUUUUGGGGAGGAGGCCAUUCACUAUAUUAUCUUCUUGUUCACCAGAAAAGAUGAAUUAGAGGAUGAGACUUUAGAGGGGUAUUUAAAAAAACUAGAAGACAAAGAUUUUGAGAAGCUGAUGGCCAAGUGUGGAACCCGAUAUUGUGCUUUCAACAACAAAGCAAAAGAAGAGGAGCAGACGAACCAGGUCUCAGAGCUGGUGGGAAUAAUUGAUCGGAUGGUCCAGCAGAACAGAGGCUCACAUUACACGAGUGAGAUGUACAAAUAUGCUGAGAGGAAACUUGCAGAAAGAAUAGAAGAGCUCAAGAGAGCCCAUGCUGAAAAGGUAGAAAGAGAAAAACAAGAAAAAAGAUCUCAGUAUGACCAAAAACAUAAAACUGUGGAAACUGAAGAAACAGAAGAAAUCAAGAAGGGCCACCAGGAAUCUCUGCCUAACCUCAGGGAAGAAGCUGAGAAGGAUGUUUCUCUAAUAGAGCAGAUUUUAAUACAAUUUGCAAACAUAUUUUCAAAAAUCAAAAGCUGGUUUAAGUGAUGUUGGGCAAGUAACUGUAAUUUGUCCUUGCCUUAUUGCUGUGCCUCUUCUUUGAUAGCUUUGAAUGGGUUUCAGUUCCCUGUAAACCUUUUUGGUUCUUUAGGUUUUCUACACAGUAGGUUAUAUUUCAUCACCAUUUCAGUCAUCCUCCUACUCCCCAUCUGGAGUGGCAGGAAAAUUAGGUUAAUGCAUUGGAUUAAUUUUGAUAAUUACUGGUUGUAAAUACCAAUUUUACUCAAGAGCCAUUUACAGAAACCAGGAUCUAUUCCCCAAAACACUCUUCAUUCUCAAGGGUUUGAAUAGUUUAGGUAAACUGAGGCUCCAAGCUGUGUACAGCCUUUGCAUCUGACUACUCUUUUCUUUAUUUGUUAUGUGAUUGGCCACCCACCCUGAUCUGGGCCAAAACUGUUGUUUCUGCUUUUGCAAAAUAUUCUACAAAACAGAGAAUGAUGAAAUUUCUCUGCAAUUUCUUUAUCAGUGAUUUGGAUGACGGGGUGAAAAGCAACCUGUUCAAAUUUGCUGAUGAUACCAAAAUAUGGGGUGAGGUGGGCACGCUAGUAGGGAGGGAGAGACUGCAGCAAGACCUGGAUAGGUUGCAGGAGUGGCUAACAAAAACAGGAUGCGUUUCAAUACGGACAAGUGCAGGGUGCUGCACUUGGGCAGUAGUAACCGGCAGCACACUUAUAAGAUGGGAAACUCCUUUCUUGAGAGCAUGGAGACAGAAAGGGAUCUUGGAGUCAUCACUGACUCCAAGAUGAACAUGGGCCGACAAUGCGAGGUCACGGUCGGCACGGCUAACCGGACCCUAUCGUGCAUCCAUAGGUGCAUCUCAAGUAGGGCCAAGGAGGUGAUCCUCCCCCUCUAUGCGACACUGGUCAGGCUGCAGCUGGAGUACUGUCUGGUUCUGGGCACUGCACUUCAAGAGGGAUGUGGACAACAUUGAGAGGGUCCAGAGGAGGGCUACCCGCAUGAUCCGGGGACAGCAGGGCAGGCCCUACAAUGAGAGGCGACAGGACCUGAACCUGUUCAGCCUCCACAAGAGAAGGCUGAGAGGGGACCUGGUGACCGUCUGUAAACUCACUAGGGGGGACCAGAAGGGUUUGGGGGAGACCUUGUUUCUCUUAGUGCUCCCUGGGAUAACAAGGAAUAACGGCCACAAGUUGUUGGAGAGUAGCUUUAGAUUAGACAUCUGUAAGAACUACUUCAGAGUUAGGGCGGCUAGGAUCUGGAACCAACUUCCAAGGGAAGUGGUGCUGGCUCCUAUCCUGGGGGUCUUUCAGAAGUGACUUGAUGCCUACCUGGCUGGGGUCACUUGAGCCCAGUUUUCUCUCCUGCCCAGGCAGGGGGUCGGGCUUGAAGAUCUACAAGGUCCCUUCCGACCCGACUUCUGUGAUUCUAUGUUUCCAUGAAAGGUUCACCGCAUGGACAUUCAGGCCACUUAUUAUUCAUCUGAAUAUUCAUCAGGACUUCAGUAUUUGCAUAUACUUUGCAUAUUCUAUUUGGCACUUCCAUUCACGUAAGUAGUUGUAACUGAACACUUUAAAAAUAUUCAACCAUUUCAGACUGUUGUACUCAGAAAAUUACCGCACUUAGUUGUAGACAGAGUGUACCCAUAAUUGUCAUGCAGUUUUGCUAUCGUUGCCCGUUUAGCUUCUUAUUACCUCCACCAUGCUAUGAUUCUUUCUGUGAAUUAUGAAUGAUAAAAUCAACUUGGCUUUAUUGCAGUAGUCAGCAUUAUUGUGAACUUUAGAACACAUGUGAUGGCCAGAACUAGAAGGAUUAAUAAGCAAUAAAUAUGUGCUUCUUGGAGGCAUUUAGUAUUUUGCCUAACAGAGAAUGUUAGCUAAUAUUAAGCUUGUAAGCUUGUAACCCACAAAUGUGACUUGUCUGUCAUAAGUUUAACCAAAAUGAUAAAACUAUUUAUAUUAAUCAUGGAACUGACUGAGCCCCAAAGGCAGAGCUGUAGCUGCAAGAUCAGCUGACCUAACGGUUUUUGCUCAGGGUUCAGCCUUGAUGCUAAAAACUGAAUCCAACCGCCUGGCUCACCCAACACUUUCCAGGAAAGCACAUUUAAAAAAAAAAAACAAGCAUGUUCAGAGAAACCUAAAAGGGUUGGGCUUAGUGAUGUUAAUUUCAAAUGUAAAGAUCCUGCAUUGUAAUUUGCUUAUUGGAUAAACCCGGGUUUGGGUAGUAACCUUUUAUGAUAAUUUUUAACACCUUUCAAUCCCGUGGGGUAACAGCUAUAAGGCAAGAUUGUGAAUGGCUCUAAAGCCAACAGAUUAGCAUAAGACUAGGUAUAAAAAGCACGUGCGUCAGGUGACCAGCAGGGAGGAAAGAGGGAACAGAACAGUCAUUGCUGUUCCAAGCCCGGACUCCGGACUCCCAGUGUGAGUGAGGAUCGGAUCCUGAUCAAGGGAUCUUCCCCGGCAAUCCCUCCGACAGCGUCAAUUGGGGAUGCCUGACUUCGCUGGAAUCACUUGGUGUGCACCUGGCAUCAAGGGACUAUCGAUGAGUUGCCAACCCAUGUCUGUCUAUCUGUUGUUUUGAACAGCCCAGUGGCUGAUACUCUCUCAGUGCCCAGCUGGCCUGCAACAGAAUUGAUCCAUCUAUCUCUUGUUAUUAUUUACUAUUAGCUCUUUAAUACUUUAUUAUCUGCUUACUACAUUUAUCUUUAUGUUAACUGUUGUGUGUGUGUAAGCUAUAAUAAAUUUGCCUUUGCUUCA